GUCCUAACAAACACCCCAGAAAAGAGAAGAACAACAUUUUAAUCCAACCCCAUGGUAAAGAGCAUUUUGGUGGAGGGGUAGCUCACUAUCGUUCUCUCUCGACGGAGGGUGAUGGGAUUCGGGGUGGAGGAUCCGAGGGCUCUGAUGAGGGAGUUCCUCCGCGAGACAGGGGGGUGCGCCGUGAUCGACGGUGGGCUCGCGACGGAGCUCGAGGCGAACGGCGCGGAUAUCAAGGACGCGCUAUGGAGCUCCAAGUGCCUCUUCACCACCCCCGAUCUCAUCAAAAAGGUUCACUUGGACUACCUUGAAGCAGGCGCUAAUAUUCUAAUUACAGCAUCGUAUCAGGCUACCAUUCAGGGCUUUGAGUCUAGGGGAUUUUCAAGGGAGGAAAGUGAAACAUUCUUGCGGAGAAGUGUUGAAAUCGCAGUUGAAGCACGUGAUGAAUUUCUAGAAAAAUGUUCAAAAGCUUCUGCUGAUGCCAACCAAGAGAAAACUAACUUCAAAAACCGUCCAAUACUGAUUGCAGCAUCUAUUGGGAGUUAUGGAGCAUAUUUAGCGGAUGGUUCUGAAUAUAGUGGUGAUUAUGGCGAGGAGGUUACUCUGGAUGUUCUCAAAGAGUUCCACAAGAGAAGGCUUCAGGUUAUUUCAGAGGCAGGGCCUGAUAUUAUCGCUUUUGAAACAAUUCCAAAUAAAAUAGAAACACAGGCAUAUGUUGAACUACUAGAGGAAUGUAAUAUAAAGAUUCCAGCAUGGUUUUCUUUUAACUCAAAGGAUGGGAUUAAUGUCGUUAGUGGAGAUUCUUUGAUUGAUUGUGCUUCUAUUGCUGAUUCAUGUGUGAAUACUGUUGCACUAGGAAUCAACUGCACUCCCCCAAGAUUUAUUCACGAUUUGAUUCUAUCUAUUUGUAAGGUUACUGAUAAGCCAAUUUUGAUCUAUCCAAACAGCGGUGAGAGCUACGAUGCUCACAAAAAGGAAUGGGUGGCAUCAAGUGGUGUUUCAGAGGAAGAUUUUGUUUCGUAUGUCAGUAAAUGGCAUGAAGCUGGAGCCUCACUUAUUGGAGGUUGCUGCAGAACAACUCCAAACACUAUAAGAGCCAUAUCAAAAGUUCUCCGAGGGGCUUGAUACCCGAUAAGAACAGCUAUGAUGAACUUAACAGCAUACACUGGAGAAGCAGCUUAGUGUUGUUCAAUUGGAAUUAGCGAAAUAUAUCUGAAUUCUGAUCUUUCAUCUGCUUCAGAACUUACAAUGUGAAUAUAUAUAAUAUUUAGAAGGAAAUGAUUCUGAUAUAGUAAAAUGAGAUCGGAUUUUCUGUCUUAAUGUUGUUAAAAAUGGCAGCAAAAGGCCAAUUUUUUAAGUA
Messenger RNA from Ananas comosus (pineapple), 1357 nucleotides. Its product is annotated as homocysteine S-methyltransferase 2-like. Gene Ontology annotation, molecular function: zinc ion binding; S-adenosylmethionine-homocysteine S-methyltransferase activity. Gene Ontology annotation, biological process: S-methylmethionine cycle. The coding region runs from base 112 to 1122 and encodes 336 amino acids. NCBI's taxonomy places the organism in Eukaryota, Viridiplantae, Streptophyta, Magnoliopsida, Poales, Bromeliaceae. The record is from RefSeq and is a predicted model, not a curated record. The transcript has 7 exons.